ACUGGUUGUCAUGGUGACAGUAAGGGCCGUAUCUUUUUGAAGGACACAGUUUCUCUUUCUGAGUUGUUGGAAAGUUGAAUGUUGGUCGUUUUAAAACACGGACUGAAUCGUUCAGCAGUAAAACCCUGAGUUAAAGUUGAACUGAGGACAUCUGCAGGAAACAGCUGUUGAAGUGUCGUAAACAUGCCCCACCCCGCCGGGUUACGUCGUGAGAAGUACCUGCUGAGCACCGGCAUCGUGCGCGUGCUCGAUGAACGCUAUGUGGAGCUCCCAAGGCCAGGACCAGUUCUUCAAAUGCUUGUUACAAACUUGAGGAACCGGCCUCUGUGCAGCUCAGACACUGAGGUCUUGAGUCACUCCAUGUUGAGCCUUUACCACGACCUGGUCACCGGUUCAAAGGACUUCCCUAUGAUUCAGGCCGAAGUGUUCCUUCGUGUUAACUUGUUGACCACACCCUUUGGCGAGCUGGACGUGAGAGAGAACACCAGACCAAUGGAUGGACCAGAUGGUGUGAUGGUGCCUCCUGCAGGCUCCGGCUCUCCCCCUCCGAACAUGCAGACUCCAGUUCUUCCUGAGAGGACAGACCUUGGGACCCUGAUGGCCGACCCUGAUAACUGCGUCACUUUCACGAAGAUUGAUGACCGAACUAUCAGCAGAGUCAUCUCCACUGUGUUCGACACUGAUGGCACUGAGCUGACCAACCGCUGGAGAGUAACCACCUACAGCCAGGAUGGACACCUUCUCAUGUCAGUCCUCUGUGGGUUUGUCAGAAAGUCUGCAAGGUAUGCGUACACUCCACAGACAUGGAAGAAGAGGAAGAGGGAUUCAGAGGAAGAGAGCCAGUCUCCACCAAAGAAACACUUGAGACUGUGAUGAAGUGCUGAAGCUCUGAUCUAUCCAAUGUUGAUUCAGCAUCUGGCAGGUCCACCAUCAAGAUUACUGUGAAGACUGGGGGCUGGUCUUUGCGUCUGGCAGGACCAGCACCAAUCCAGUGGUCUUCUACUUUGGCACAUGUACCCACAAGAAGAACAUGUCUGACUGUGGGUUACAUAUUGUACAUAUGUAUAAAGUUUAUUCCAUCAUGGUGGAUGUACUCAGGUCAGUGUUUUUGGUGCGUCUUGCACCUUUCUUUCUUUCUUGGAGCUGGCCUGUGUGUCCAACAUGGUGGCAACUUUGAGGGAGGUUUUGAGGACUGUGACUCUUUUUUAAGAAAUUGGACUCAUCACAAAAUUCAGACUGAAGUUAAGGACAGAAAUAAAAGGAUAUAUGCAGCAACUAUUUAAAAAAAAUUACAAAACAAGACAGCCAAGAGGACUGUCGAUCCAGCAAAGAAAAUACAAGAGGAUGAAACAAAGAGGUCUAAAGAAGAAGCAGGAAAACACAGGAACAAGAGCUUUUGGUGUGUCCUUUGUGGAUUCAGGAUCUGGCAGGUUAAUCAGGUGGAGUAUCCUGACCCCUGAGGGCUGGUCUUUGCGUCUUGCAGGACCAACACCCAUCCAGUGGUCUUCUACCUGGGCCCAUGUACACCUGCUGAGGAUGACAUAAUGUAAAUAGUUUAUUCCAUCAUGGUGGUGGGACACAGGUCAGUGUUUUUGGUGCGUCUUGCACCUUUCUUUCUUUCUUGGAGCUGGCCUGUGUGUCCAACAUGGUGGCAACUUCAAGGGAACUUUGGGAAUUGUGACUUUUUGUGAAUGAAUCUGGACUCAUCAGAAGCAGCUUUAGCCUCAAAUUUCACCUCAAGAAAGGAAUGAAAGGAUAUAUUACAAAACAACAAAGAGACAACUACAAUACUCAUCCAACAAAGAGAGGAAGAGGAUGAGGACGAUGAGGCUGCUAGAAGAAUACAGAAACAACAAGAAAGAAGCUGGUGAUGAUGUGAACCUCUCCUACACUCCUCUUCCAGUAAACUAGAGCAGCCAGUCAGAAUAAUAAGAGGAGUCCAAUCAACAAGAAAAGAAACAGCAGACUUUGUGAUUCCAUUCAUUUAAAAAAAGAGAGGACGCUAAAAGACCUGAGGACACCUUGGUUCAAAGACAAGACGAGACCAGAGUCUUUGGACCAGGACAUCAUACUCAGUGACUCUCUUUAAAUACAAAGAUAAGUAUAUAUUUAUUCAGUUCGUCAUCAGUGUUUCAAAAUGUUAAAUUUAGGUGUGAAACAUUAUUUUUACAGGACAAGUUCAAAGGAUAUUCUAUAAACAGUAUUAAAACAUGAUGAUCUAUUUUAUUAGAUUUGAUGUAAUUUCAUCACCAAUCAACAGUUGUAACAUUUAAACUGUAUGGAAUAAGUUGUUGACUUCUAUCCUGCCUUGUCUGUUUGUCUCCAUUGUGUCCAUUAUAUCCAGUAAAGACCAGCAGCCUUAGACGUCCCCCUGAUCUGCUGCACCAGUAUUCAUUGUAAACCACAUUUAAAAAAAGAUGAGUAUAUACUUUUACAUCUGAUUCUGUCUGAAAACAUAUUUGUAUUUAGAGGUAAAAAUGUCAAAAGUGAUACUCACUGCACCUUUUUUCUGAACGUAUUGUUGUUCACACACAUCUGUCUCAUAUGUCUUAGAAAAGCAAGGAAGCUCAGGAAGCUGAGUCCAUGACAGAGGGAAAGCAGACUGGAGAGCUAUGUUUGUGCGUUCUUGUUCAUCGUUUAUCUCAACAUUUUAAACCAUUGCAAAGACAAGCCGUCUUAGAUGUCCCCCUGAACUGCUGCACAAGCAUUCAAUGUAAACCCACAUUUAAAAAAAGAACGUGGAAGAGAAGUCCAGAGACAGAAGGAAAGGAGACAGCAUGCAGUUCCCCCCACCCCCCAAUCUGCACCAGAUCAUGCAUUAUGCUUCUGCUUUUGCAGUCAUAUGAAAUAAAUGGUUACACACUGUUCAUUUAAA
This is a messenger RNA of Notolabrus celidotus (New Zealand spotty), 2875 nucleotides long. RefSeq lists its product as uncharacterized. The transcript has 5 exons. The record is from RefSeq and is a predicted model, not a curated record. Lineage: Eukaryota; Metazoa; Chordata; Actinopteri; Labriformes; Labridae. The coding region runs from base 184 to 873 and encodes 229 amino acids.